Prorocentrum cordatum is the source of this 1898-nucleotide messenger RNA. The record is from the annotation of a GenBank genome assembly. NCBI's taxonomy places the organism in Eukaryota, Dinophyceae, Prorocentrales, Prorocentraceae.
AGCAAGUCUAGCUCAAGCCAGCUAGAAAAACUUCGAUUCCCAAUAGGAACGCUUCAGCCUCUCCGCAGUCCCGCCGCCACAGGGCCGGACCGCCAUGAAGAUUUUCGCCGUUUUCGCAGGUGUUACCGCUGCCUCUGCUCAGAUGCCCCCUGGCAGCUGGUCCGAGGCGGUCAACAACAUCUUUGACAAGUAUUUGCCGCCCAGGCAUGAACGUCAGGCUUGCCCCUUCUCCCGCAUCUCUGAGCAGUGCGAGAUUCUUAACAGCACUAUGACGGAGGUCAAGGCAUGCCACGCUGCAUGUGGCCAUGGUGAUUUCAAUUGCCACCUUGCUUGCCCUAAGGCAAAACCAACCUCGGUACAGGAGCUGGUGAAAUUGGGCGAGGCCAUGGUCUGCCACAAGGCCUGUGGCAGGGACGUGUCCUGCCACAGGACCGCUUGCAGCUGUCCUUUCGGGCAGAGGCUGGCGGCGUGCGGGAAGCUUGCAGACACAGUCCAAUGUCACAAGGCGGGUGGCAAUCACUCGACGUGCAGUCUCGACAAGGACGCAAAGGCGCUGCUGCUGCAGGAGCCGUGGAGCCUGGUGCAGGACGUGGCGAACCACGUGGUGGACUACCUGCUACCCCUGCCGGUGGAGCAGCAGGCCACUGAGGACGAGGUGCGGGGCUGUCACAUUGGAUGCCGCGGCGACCACGACUGCCACAAGGCAUGCCCGAGCGGGCCGUUUGGCAUCCUGAAGGGCCAGUGCGAGGCAUUGAACACGACGGCGGCCUGUCAUCGGUCGUGCAAGGCGCAGGCCAUCAAGUGCCCGUUCCAGAAUAUGGCCUGUCACAUGAAAUGUCCAAUGUCGAUGCCGGCGUCCGUGGAGGAGUUUAAGCUGUUGGCGGGGCACAUGGCUUGUCACGUGGAGUGCGGCAAGGACGAGCAGUGCCACAAGUCGUGCGUCAAACCGAUGCUGUGGACGGAGAAAGAGGAGGUGUGCGGAAAUUACAAGUCGAUGGUGGCGUGCCACAGAGAUUGUAGGGGCCAUGGGCAUGAGUGCCACAGGAGUUGCCCGUCCGUCCACAUUAGUGACAAGGCCUCGCUGUCUCUGGCGAGUCCACCAAGCAACGUCGUGAAGGAUGCUGUGAGCCGCAUUCUCAUCUGAGGUCGCUCGCCGUCCUCCACGUCCUCCUUCAGACUUCGGCCGCCCGUGCUGACCCCACUACCGCCUUUGACGGACAAGGCUAGUUGACAGCUCGUGCUGCCCAUGCAUGGUUUGUGGCAUUGUACAUAUGUGCAGCUCGAAAAUGCAGUCUGGCAGCAAGUUCAGUCCAAGGGUGGAUGGACAGUACAGGGCAUCACAUUUUCAUGCCCAUUUCCAGAACUCGCCGUGAGUUCAUGGUUUGAUGGUGAAUUCUAUAACCUUUCAGUGAGUGCUGCGAUUGCGUAGGUGGUGAGUUCAUGUACAAUUUCAACUCGACGUCGUAUCGAUCCGAGCUCGCACGGCGAUUAUGGCUUCAGCUGGACGUUCUCCCCUCUGUCUCCUCUCUUCCUCCUGUUCCUCCUCCUCCUCCUGCUCCUCCUCCUACUCCUCCUCCUCCUCCUCCUCCUCCACCUCCUCCUCCUCCCUCGUCCUCCUUUCAAGCGCGAUGUUUGGGGACGCUCGGCCUCCUUCUAAGCAUGCUUUACCAUCAGUGCUACGCCAGCCAAGGUAUCGCGCGCGGGUUCGCCUGUUUCAGCUCGGUCUUCGUGUGACUCUGGGAUUGCUUUUAUUGUGCGCACCGUUGUGUCCGCAGGAGUGGGGUGUUUGACCGAAAGCAAGAAUUUUGACGGUCCUGUGGACUUCACCAGACAUGCCAGAGCAUACGGGGUCAGUAUACCUGGUCAUAAGGACUGCGCUUCUCGAGACCUCUUCAGGG